Plasmodium berghei ANKA is the source of this 1542-nucleotide messenger RNA. Its product is annotated as conserved Plasmodium protein, unknown function. Lineage: Eukaryota; Apicomplexa; Aconoidasida; Haemosporida; Plasmodiidae. Bases 1 to 1542 code for a protein of 513 amino acids. The transcript has a single exon. The record is from RefSeq and is a predicted model, not a curated record.
AUGGAUGUAGAAAACAAAAAACAAAAUGAUAAAAAUUAUAUUAAAAACACUUAUAAACAUUUUUGUGUGUGUAACAAUAAAUUAAUAAGCCAAUCCCUAUAUAUUUGUCAAUUUUGUAAAAUAAAAUGCUUAUUAAAUUCGAAAAAAAAUCAUGAAAGAAAUUUGGGAAAAUCAUUAUAUGCAAAUGAUAUAUACAAAUUAAAAUUUAUAUCUAAUAGUAACCAUAAAAAUUAUUAUUUUAAUAAUAAUAAAAAUAUUUGUUACAAAAACAAAUGUACUAAUAUAAAACAUGAUAAUAAUAAUGACCAACUUAUUAAUUUAAAAAAAAAUAGACAUAAUUACCAAAUAAAUAACAAGCCGAGUAUGCCACUGCGUAGUCUUAUUCAAAAGACAGAAAACAAAUAUGUUACAAACACAAAUGUCAAUAAAAAUAUUAAUUUAAAUUAUAAUACCACUCCUAAUAAUAUCAGAAAUAAUAUAUUUCAGCAGCUAUUUAAAAAUGGAUACCUACAUAAAACAUAUAAAAUAAAAAUAAAAAAAUUGCAAAAUAAUAUAGUAAAAUGUAAUAAAAAUAAUAACAUAAAUAGUAAUUCAUUCAAUUUUAAUAUAAAUAAAACUUAUAAUAAUAUAAAAUGUUUUAUUAUUUCGCCCAAAAUUAGUGACAAUCAAAAUAAUCAGUCAAAUAAUUUAUAUAAUUAUAAAAUAUAUAAAAAAAACAACAAAUGUGUGUAUUAUAAUAAUUUGAGUUAUUCAAACAAAAUUUCGAGUAAUUAUUUUGAUAAUUAUUUAAAUUUUAAAAAUAGAUUAACUAAUAAAUUCCAUAAACGAGUGGAAUGUCGAAAAAUAAAUAACUACAAUGAUGUUUGCAAAGUAAAAAAUUUUGAAAAAAAUUGUAAUAAUAUAAAAACCCUCUUUAAUGCUAACACAAAUUUAAACAUAAUAAAUAAAACAAAUAUAGUUAUAAAAAAAGAAAAUAAACAUGAUAAACCCCUUCAAAAAAAAAAAAAAAAAAAAAAUGCAUUUUGUUCUCCAGUUUGUUGUAGAAACUAUAGUUUAAAUUAUAAUAGUUUUUUUAAUAUUGAAAAGGAUACAAAUAGUGAAAAUAAGCAAUUUGAUAAAUGCAUGAAAUAUAAUAAAGUUAAAGAAAAAGUAUGUUAUAUUGAUUUGCUACUUAAUGGAGAAAAAGAAGCCCAAAAAAUUAUUGGGAAAGCUUAUAAACAUAAAGCCAAUAUUAAAAAAUAUAUGUAUAAAAAUAUAGACGAAGAAAUCGAAAAAUUAAAAAAAAAAGAAAUUUUAAUUUAUGAAGAAAAUUUAAAAAAAAUGGAAAAAGAAAUAGACAUUUAUCAAAAUCAAAUAGAAAAAAAUUUACAAAAUUAUAUUUUAAAAAUAAAUGAUAUAUAUAAAAAUAUUGAUGAUAUAUCAAAAUAUUUAAUAGACAAAAUUAUUAAAGUUGAUUUAACUUUUAAUUCAGAUUUAUUAAAAUAUUAUUUACCUGUUAAAGAUAUUGAACAAUAUAUAUAUACUAAUUCAGGAAAAAUGUAA